CUUGUGCCCUAAACGGAGUUUUAGUAUUACUCGGAAGAAAAACCUUGAGACUUGAAGCGGCGGAGAGGCCUAAAACUAGAGCGCAGGCAUUGGCAUGCCGGGUUUUGCCGGCGAGGGGAACUGCCCCUCGAGAGCAAGGCACCCAAGAACCCCUGUUGACAAACACUGGUUUCGUUGCCGGGUGGCCUUUGCUCCCGUAGGCCCUGACUGUUGCUAACAUCAAAGAGCUGUUUAUGGAACCACCUCCCCACGGACAGGCCUCCAAGUGUCUCUCUCCAACCAGGGCUCAUGAGGCCCUCCCUCCAGGGUUCUCACCACAGGCCUAGGAAGCUUGAGCUGGGGAAUGCUAACUCCCGGAUUCAGCUUUUCACUGCCUUGGCCCUGGGGAAGGCGGUGCCGGCUACGGCAACUAACUCCGAUUAGGCAAAGAACCGGUUAACCUGGUAGCGGACUCCGGACGUAACUGCUGCUCCGCUGGUAACGUCACUGCCAAUCCGGUGUUUUCAUUGGUGGAUGUAUCCAGCGCUCACCAAUCCAGAGCCUACUUUCCAGGACCCACCAAUCCCGAAGCAGUAAAGCGAAGCGCAGCUGCGGGAGGACUGAAUGGAGUAGACGGAGAGUCGGAGGGACCCUAAAAGUUAGGGGCGGGGAUCCUAGACUUGAACCUGCUUACCCGCUGAGCCUGGGAAAACCGCUUACUGCAGAAUUCUGGCCCCCGGAGGGUUUGAGCUAGGAAGAUAGCGCGGGCGUGGGCCUUAUCUGCACACCCACAGAAGACACUGGUCCUAGGGCCUCUUUAUCACUCAUUUUCCCUGGUUCCCCCUAUCUUGUGGGUAAGUCCUGGCCUCUGAACGAAGACCUCACUCUUCUACCAGCAAGUACACGCGCGCCCUGGCUUAGAUGCGCACAAAUCAGUAAGUGCCUAGAAGUGGAGUACGGGACCAGUGGGGGUUUCUGCAGUUGUAAAACAGGGUACCUCCGGUUCUGCCGGGUAUCUUGACCUUUCCCUAGGCCUUACAAUGGGCCGGACUGUGAUCGUGCUUGGCGGGGGUAUCAGUGGAUUGGUCGCAAGUUAUCAUCUGACCCGAGGCCCCUGUCCCCCUAAGGUGAUCUUAGUGGAGGGCAGCAAGCGUUUGGGAGGUUGGAUCCGCUCAGUCCGAGGAACAGAUGGUGCUAUCUUUGAACUUGGACCUCGAGGAAUUAGGCCAGCUGGAGUGCUGGGAGCCCGGACCCUGCUCCUGGUUUCUGAGCUUGGCUUGGAGUCAGAAGUCUUGCCUGUCCCGGGGAAUCACCCAGCUGCCCAGAACAGGUUCCUGUAUGUAGGGGGUGCCCUGCACCCCCUACCCUCUGGCCUCAGGGGGCUACUCCGCCCUUCACCCCCCUUCUCCAAACCUCUGUUUUGGGCUGGGCUGAGGGAUUUGAUGAAGCCCAGGGGCAAAGAGCCUGAUGAGACUGUGCACAGUUUUGCCCAGCGCCGCCUUGGACCUGAGGUGGCAUCUUUAGCCAUCGACAGUCUUUGCCGAGGAGUGUUUGCAGGCAACAGCCGUGAGCUCAGUGUCCGGUCCUGCUUCCCCAGUCUCUUCCAAGCUGAGCAAACCCAUCGGUCCAUAUUACUGGGGCUGCUGCUGGGGGCAGGACGGAGUCCACAGCCAGACUCCUCAUUAAUUCGUCAGGCCCGGGCUGAGCGGUGGAGCCAGUGGUCACUCCGUGGAGGGCUGGGGAUGUUGCCCCAGGCCCUUCACGACCACCUAACCAGUAAAGGAGUCACCAUCUUCAGAGGCCAGCCAGUCUGUGGGCUCAGUCUCCAGCCAGAAGGGCGCUGGAAGGUGUCUCUAGGGGACAGCAGUCUGCAGGCUGACCACAUUAUCAGUGCCAUUCCAGCUGCAGAGCUCAGCAAGCUGCUCCCUGCCGAGGCUGCACCUCUAGCUCAUGUCCUGAGUACCAUCACUGCCGUAUCUGUCGCUGUGGUGAAUCUGCAGUACCAAGGAGCUCAUCUGCCUGUUCAGGGAUUUGGACAUUUGGUGCCAUCAUCAGAAGACCCAAUUGUCCUGGGAGUCGUGUAUGACUCAGUUGCUUUUCCUGAGCAUGAUGGGAACCCCCCAGGCCUCAGAGUAACUGUGAUGCUGGGAGGCUACUGGUUACAGAAGCUGGAAGCUGAUGGUCAUGAAUUGUCUCCAGAGCUGCUCCGACAGCAAGCACAGGAAGCAGUUGCUACACAGUUAGGACUGAAGGAGCCACCAAGUCACUGCUUGGUCCAUCUACACAAGAACUGUAUCCCUCAGUACACACUAGGACACUGGCAAAAACUAGAGUCGGCUAUGAGCUUCCUGACUGCUCAGAGGUUGCCCCUGACUUUGGCUGGAGCUUCCUAUGAGGGGGUCGCGGUCAAUGACUGUAUAGAGAGUGGACGUCAGGCAGCAGUUGCUGUCCUGGGCACAGAAUCUAACAGCUGAUUCCCCUUCUCCCACUCACGAAAAUAAAGGUUGCUGGAACUUGG
Messenger RNA from Alexandromys fortis (reed vole), 2497 nucleotides. It is a transcript of the gene Ppox, whose product is annotated as protoporphyrinogen oxidase. NCBI's taxonomy places the organism in Eukaryota, Metazoa, Chordata, Mammalia, Rodentia, Cricetidae. The coding region runs from base 1020 to 2453 and encodes 477 amino acids. Gene Ontology annotation, biological process: porphyrin-containing compound biosynthetic process. The record is from RefSeq and is a predicted model, not a curated record. Gene Ontology annotation, molecular function: protoporphyrinogen oxidase activity, oxygen as acceptor. The transcript has 12 exons.